Molecule: messenger RNA, 6513 nt
Organism: Chrysemys picta bellii (western painted turtle)
Lineage: Eukaryota; Metazoa; Chordata; Testudines; Emydidae
Gene: ADAMTS7
Product: ADAM metallopeptidase with thrombospondin type 1 motif 7
Biological process (GO): proteolysis; extracellular matrix organization
Cellular component (GO): extracellular matrix
Molecular function (GO): metalloendopeptidase activity
Source: RefSeq, a predicted model, not a curated record
GUUUGGGGGGGACCCGGGGAGGGGUUGUUCCCUCUCAGCCGGAGGCGGGCGGGGACCGCGCGGGGCGCCCACGCUGACAGCCCGGGGCACUCGCAGAGCCGGCAAGUGCCAGCCAGGGGCCCCGGGGCGAGGACUGGCCCCAGCCGGGGAACGGAGGCGUGAAGGCGGCCCCCCGAGCGGGCUGGCCCCGGGGCGCCGAGGCGAGGCGGGGACAUGCCCCUUCACCCAGCCCGCCGCCGCCCCCAGGAGAAGUGACCCCCGGGCCGUGCCCAGCAUGUCAGCCCCCCUGCGGCGCCUCCUGCUCCUCGCCGGAGCCCUGGCCCUGGCGGGCUGCGCCGAGCAGCCGGGCGGAGCCGCGGAGAAAGAGACGGUUCUCCAGCAAUAUUCUGGCUAUGACGUUGUUCAUCCAGUCCGAGUUGAUGAGAGCGGAUCUUUUCUGUCCUAUGAUCUGGCUCAUCGCGCAAUUCACAAAAGGGCCCUUUCCUCAAGGAACAAUUUGCUCUCCUUUUAUGAGCUGCAUUACAAAGGACAGCAUCUAAAAUUCAAUUUAAGCGUUAAUAACAAUCUCCUUGCUCCUGGGUUUGUUAGUGAGAGACGAUAUGGAGGGAUCACCAAUGCCAAGAUCCAGUCUUACAAUCACAACUUUUGUCACAUGAUUGGAGAGGUCCAGAACUGGGCGCUGAAAGGUGGUUUAGCAGCUCUGAGCACGUGUGAUGGGCUGAGAGGUGUAUUUCGGCUCGCAAACGAAGACUAUUUCAUUGAACCUCUGGCUACAAAUAAGCAUGAGGAUGGUACAGCCCAUCCCCAUAGGAUCUAUAAACGUCAUGCUCCAAAAUAUGAGGAAGAAGAGUCGAUAGUGGAAUCCAGCAGAAAGCGAGACAGGAAACAGCCCGAUACCUUGGGAACAUGUGGAGUCCAAGAAUCUGAGCAAAGCCUGGAGACAUCUGAGAAACGGAGAGAGAGAUGGGAACAGAAACAGCAGAGGAAGCGAAGAAUAAAACAGCGCUCCAUCAGCAAGGAGAAGUGGGUGGAGACCUUGGUGGUAGCGGACACCAAGAUGGUGGAGUAUCACGGAAGUGAAAAUAUAGAGAAGUACGUGCUGACCGUAAUGAACAUGGUGGCAGGUAUAUUCCAUGAUGCCAGCAUUGGAAACCCUAUCAACAUUGCAAUAGUUCGUCUUAUCCUGUUAGAAGAUGAUGAGGAGGAUUUGAAAAUCACCCACCAUGCGGACAACACCUUGAAAAGUUUUUGCAAAUGGCAGAAAAGCAUCAAUGUGAAAGGAGAUGCCCACCCAUUGCAUCAUGAUGUAGCUGUCUUGCUCACCAGGAAAGACAUCUGUGCUGCAAUGAACAGGCCUUGUGAGACUCUGGGUCUCUCUCAUGUGUCAGGAAUGUGUCAGCCUCACAGAAGCUGUAAUAUAAAUGAGGAUACAGGACUUCCCCUGGCUUUCACCGUGGCACAUGAACUCGGACACAGUUUUGGGAUUCAGCAUGAUGGAAGCGGCAAUGACUGUGAGCCAGUUGGGAAAAGACCUUUCAUCAUGUCUCCACAGCUCCUGUAUGACACCUCUCCACUCACCUGGUCCCGCUGCAGCAGGGAGUACGUCACACGAUUCCUCGAUCGAGGCUGGGGGUUGUGUCUGGAUGACCCACCUGCCAAAGAAGUAGUAGACUACCCCUUGGUUCCACCAGGAGUUCUCUAUGACGUCAGCCAUCAGUGCCGGCUGCAGUAUGGAGCAUACUCCGCCUUCUGCGAUGACAUGGAUAACGUCUGCAAUACGCUCUGGUGCUCAGUGGGGAACACGUGCCACUCCAAGCUGGAUGCUGCCGUCGAUGGCACAAAGUGUGGCGAGAACAAGUGGUGCUUCAAUGGAGAGUGUGUGCAGGUGGGCUACCGCCCGGACGCCAUUGAUGGAGGCUGGGGAACCUGGAGUUCUUGGUCUAUUUGCUCUCGGACAUGUGGUGCUGGCGUGCAGAACGCAGAAAGGCAAUGCAACAACCCCACACCGAAGUACGGUGGUAAAUACUGCCUGGGGGAGCGGAAGCGAUUCCGGGUUUGUAACAUGAAGCCGUGCCCCACAGACAAACCGUCCUUCCGUCACAUCCAGUGCAGCCAGUUUGAUGCCAUGCUAUAUAAAGGGAAGCUCUAUAAGUGGACGCCAGUACCGACCAACAUCAAUCCGUGUGAGUUGCACUGCCGCCCAGAAGAUGAAUACUUUUCCGAAAAGCUCCGGGAUGCUGUCAUUGACGGGACUCCAUGUUACGAAGGGAACGCAAGCCGGGAUAUCUGUAUCAAUGGGAUCUGUAAGAACGUGGGCUGUGACUAUGAAAUUGACUCCAACGCUGUCGAGGAUCGGUGCGGGGUGUGCCAUGGGGAUGGAUCCACCUGCCAGACUGUGAAAAAGAUGUUCGAGGAGAGCGAGGGGCUGGGUUACGUUGACAUUGGGAUGAUCCCAGCUGGAGCCCGGGAGAUUAGAAUUGAGGAAGUGGCAGAAGCAGGAAAUUUCCUGGCCUUGAGGAGUGAAGAUCCAGAGAAAUACUUUCUGAAUGGCGGGUGGACCAUCCAAUGGAAUGGAGAUUACAAAGUGGCUGGGACAACCUUCACCUACGAGAGGACUGGAAACUGGGAGAACCUCACAUCCCCUGGGCCCACAGGGGAGCCCGUCUGGAUCCAGCUGUUGUUCCAGGAGACGAACCCAGGAGUUCGAUACCAGUACACUAUCCGAAGGGAGUCUGACCAGGAGAAUGAGAUUCAGCCCGCAGAGUUUUUCUGGCGAUACGGCUCCUGGACUAACUGCACUGCCACAUGUGGGACAGGUGUUCAGAGACAGAUCGUGCACUGUGUGGAAAAGAUGGCUGGGAUAGUGGAGGAGCGGUACUGUGACUCAUUAACCCGACCCGACGACAAGCAGAGGACGUGUAGCGAAGAGCCCUGCCCAGCCAGGUGGUGGGUUGGCGAGUGGCAGAAAUGCUCUGCCACUUGUGGUGAAGCUGGGCUCACGAAGAGGACGGUCCUUUGCAUUCAAAGUGUGUGGCUGGACGAACAGCGGGCUUUGCAGCACACCGAAUGUCAGCAUCUCUCCAAGCCAGACGCCACUGCGCCCUGUAAUAGGGAUAUCCUCUGUCCUGCUCAAUGGGCCAUGGGCAACUGGUCUGAGUGCUCAGUAACAUGUGGAAACGGAACACAAAGACGCCUUGUUUAUUGCAGUAACAAUACUAGGACAACUUGUGAUCUUACACAGAGACCACUGUCAGAAACGACUUGCUCCCUGAAGCAAUGCCAGAAGAAAAUAGAAAAUGCCAACACUGACUGGUCUGGCAGCGGAUCUUCAAGCAGAGAACUAUUUAAUGAAAUAAAUUACAUUCCCAAUCACCACAUUUCCCACUUCAGCCCCUCAAUUCCGAAUAAUCCAAAAUCCAAAGACGAGAAUGUCAUAACAGAGGAAGAUUUUUCAAGCAGCAGUAACAAAAAGGGAAAUGUGUUUGUGGAUGAUUUUUACUAUGAUUAUAAUUUUAUCAAUUUCCAUGAAGAUCUGUCCUAUGAUCCCCUGGGUGAGAAAGACAUCAAGAGUGAGGGGUUUAAACCAGAUGCCGAGGGCGAGGCUUCUAAUGAAAUGUCUCCUAACAUUCCGUAUAAUGUAAAACCAGAAGGAGAACCCAGUGAAGGAAACUCAGCAAGAAGUGAGACAAAUACUUCUGCGGAUGUGCAUAACGAAGAAAAGGAAAAAGCUGGUGUUGGAGACAAUAAAACUCUCUUCAGUAUAACUGAAGAACAUGAGGAUAUCGGGACAGCUACUGCCCACUACAUAACCCCCUCCUACAUUGGAGACGAGGAGGAGGAAAUGCAUACGCCACUUUCCAAAGAUCAUCCAUCCACUGAGAAUGGAACAAGCCUUUAUUCUAUAAACAGCCAGGAUAAUCUGCCCACUGAUAAAACCCGAGGAAUCCUGCUGACAAGGACCAUUUCUGAAGAGGAUGCGACAGUCACCAUCCCCUCUAUCAGUUAUCCUUAUCCGGCCAUCCCCACUCCACCACUGCCUGUUGACAAGGGCAGUGCUGGUGGAGAAGAGAUGUAUGACAUUUGGGGAAGUACAAGAGAGCCUGGAAGCAGAGAAGAGGAUGGUAAAAGCACAGAGGUUCCUGCUAACAAUGACAGCGAAGAUGCUGGCUUGGCUGGUAUUGCCCAGCCAGGCCAGGAAGAUACCAAUGAAAUGGAUUUGGUCAUCAUCGAUGAUGGUGACACUGACUCCAAAACUGAAGAUGAAAAGGCACAGGCCGAUAUAACCACAACAGCAGAGAGUGCAGACAUGAACGGGCCCCCACAUAACCUGCCUCCCCAGCCAACGACAAACGAGCCGCUACAUCCUGCAGCUAAAGACACCCCUUUCCUCUCCACUGAACACAGAUCUGAGCUGGAAACAAGAGGCACACGUGGAGACACUCACCCCACGAUGGGUUCAUAUAAGUCAGAUAACAAGGAACCGGAUGACCAUGUGUCCCGUGCAGAGGAUGUACAGAAGCAGCAAGAUGAUUUCAAUGCUGUUUCACAGACGCAUGAGACGCAAGCAGCCACCAUGACAACUCUUGCCCCGCUGAGGUCCACGCCUCCCCCUGGGCAUGAGCCACCCACACAAGAAAGCAGGACACUUACAUCAAACAGUCUAGCCCAGCAGGGUGCCCGAGCACCAGCCGUGCCAGUAUCCUCAGAUCCAAACCCCACAGCUGGUCCAGAAGGGACACUUUCUGCUUUGCCAGCUGAGUUAACCACAGCACGGUGGGCUGAGAGGGAAGCAAAUGAAAUAAAAACAACGCAUUAUAGAAAGGAUGUGUUUUCGGAUGUGCCUGGGGCCACCCGCGCAGGCCCAAACGAAAGCGCGGGCCCGGAUGAGAGCUCGCCAUGGGGCACCCAGAGGAUAUUUACUAACCAGGCUGGAGACCGUGGAACGUCUCUCCCCACGCCCAGCCUUCCAGAGCAGCAGCGGCAGGAGGCAGAAACAAAGGAGGAUUCUUUCCUGUUGCUCCCUGCUACCACAGCACCCACAGUGACGACCAGCUGGGAAGUUGGGCGCUGGAGUGAGUGCUCCACAACCUGUGGCUUAGGAGCUAGCUGGAGGACAGUGCAUUGUAGCACAGGCAAAGAUGAAGAUUGUGUUGCUGCAAAAAAACCUGUCCCUGCUCGAAGGUGUUACCUGAGACCAUGUUCCUCGUGGCGUAUUGGAAACUGGAGUAAGUGCUCCAAGAACUGCGGAGGGGGACUGAAGGUUCGGGACGUGCACUGCGUUGACACCAGAGAACAGAGGCUUCUGCGGCCCUUUCAUUGUCAAGCUGUUUUCUACAAGCCCCCAAUGCAGACUCCCUGCCAAACCAAGCCUUGUCUGGACUGGUAUACCUCGUCCUGGAGAGAGUGCUCUGAGUCAUGCGGCAGCGGCGAGCAGGAGCGUUUAGUUACGUGUCCAGAAUUCGGACGGUGUGAUGAAAUGUUAAGGCCAAAUAACACAAGACCCUGCAACACUCACCCAUGUACCAAAUGGGUAGUGGGAUCAUGGGGAGAGUGCACAGCUACCUGUGGUGGUGGCAUCCAGCGGCGACAGGUGAAGUGCAUGAACACAAAAACUGGUGAAGCUGAAGAAGACAGUAGCCUGUGUGACCAUGAACAGUGGCCAGAGAACACCCAGAAGUGCAAUCCCCAGGACUGUGACAAUAGCGAGUCAACCUUCAUCUGUGAGCGGGACCGCCUCACGUUCAGUUUUUGUCAAACCCUAAGGAUUCUGGGAAGAUGCCAUCUUCCAACUGUCAACGUGCAGUGCUGCCGAACCUGCCGCCAGCACGGUCACAGUGCUCGGGAUCGUGGGAACGAACGUGUCUCCAGGAGGUGAAACCAUUUAGGUAGAAGGACCCUUUAUGGGGAGGGGGAAAAACAGAGCUGUAGAAGCUUCAAGAGAACAUACAUUAUGCAGUGAACAAAAGGAACUCCUUAAAACUAGGUUUUGCCACAUGGUCUGUUCAUAUAGCAAUGCAGAAUGUUGCUACAAGUUCCUCCACUGGGGAUUUUGUAUGGUGCUCUUUAAAAACACAGGGAAGAUUUUUUUAACUACAGUACAUGGUGCUCCAAUGAUCAGUCUGAAAACAAGAGCCUCGCUCUCACUAGACAGCACUCAAAGCCUUGCUAGUUACCAUGGAGAAAUGUAAUGUUUCCUAGCAAGUAGCUGAAAACAGAUACAAUUUUCCAUCUCUCAUGUCUUGCCUAAUGUUAGACAAUCUUCAAGAGAACAUUUUAGGAAACAAACUUAAAACAGAAUAGCAAACAUUUUGCGGAGAUCUCUCUAAAAGAUGUAUGGUGCUAUCAUCUGACAUUUUCAGCUUUUGGUUGGUGUUGGCAGGCCAGCACAAAACUCUGACCAAGUGACUUUUUAUUAUUAUUAAUUAUUAUUAUUAUAUAUAAGUGAGCAUCUAUCAUUCCAAACAGUGUAGCUUUUUUACCUUUUUUUUUUUUUUUUUUUUUUUUUUUUUCCUU